AUGGGACAGACAGUGACGACCCCCCUUAGCCUGACGUUAGAUCAUUGGACGGAAGUCAGAGCGAGGGCACAUAACUUGUCAGUAGAAGUGAAAAAGGGACCAUGGCAGACUUUCUGUACCUCCGAAUGGCCCACCUACAAUGUUGGGUGGCCCUCGGAGGGGACUUUUGAUCUCCCCACCUUAUUAUCAGUAAAAGCUGUUGUCUUCCAGGAUUCGUCUCAAGGACACCCGGAUCAGCAACCCUACAUUGUAGUCUGGCAAGAGUUGGUGGAGAACCCACCGCCCUGGGUAAAGCCCUGGGUGCAAAAGAAAAUGGGCCCUCGAGUUUUAGCUGCCCAGACUCAACCUCAGAAAAAGGAAAAGGAAACUACCAAAGUUUACCCUGAUACUCAAGAUUUGCUUAGAGUUGAUGAUCCCCCUCCCCCUCCUUACCCUCCUGCCCCUAUGGCACCCCCAGUGCCCCCAGCCCCGGCACUCCCAGCACCGCCGGCCCCGGCACCCUCAGUCCCUGAUGCUGAGGCAGUGGGGCUGGCUCCGGGACCUGCCCAGGGCACCCGGCGCUGCCAAGGGGCCACCUUGGACCCACCGGGUAUCUUUCCUCUCCGGUCUUAUGGAGUUCCCAUCCUUGGGGAAGAAGGGGAACCGCCUUUCCAACCUCUGCAAUAUUGGCCCUUCUCCUCUGCUGAUUUGUAUAAUUGGAAAGCUAACCACCCGCCCUUUUCAGAGGAGCCGCAGAAACUAACUGGUUUGGUAGAGUCUCUGAUGUUUUCCCACCAGCCCACCUGGGAUGACUGUCAGCAGCUUUUGCAGGUGCUCUUCACCACGGAAGAGAGAGAGAGGAUUCUCCUGGAGGCACGGAGGAAUGUGCCUGGAACCGACGGACGGCCUUCGCAACUCCCUCAUGACAUAGAGAGGGGGUUCCCGUUGACUAGACCCAACUGGGACUUUAAUUCUCCAGAAGAGUAGCCAACCGCUGUUUGCUUUUGAGUGGAAAGACCCCUCCACAGGAACUACUGGACAAUUGACCUGGACUCGCUUGCCACAAGGAUUCAAGAAUUC
Manis javanica (Malayan pangolin) is the source of this 1059-nucleotide messenger RNA. NCBI's taxonomy places the organism in Eukaryota, Metazoa, Chordata, Mammalia, Pholidota, Manidae. The record is from RefSeq and is a predicted model, not a curated record.